AUGGCCAUUCCCCGGAUGUUCAACUCCAACGCCCCGUUUAUCAUUGUGACCGGAGGAUCUGAACUCUCGUUUGUUGGAAAGGAAGAUGACAGCCAAGCGUGUGAGGAGGAAAAAGAGUCGCUGGUCCAAGCCAUCACCCCGCAUCUGAGCCGAGUGAUGCAGCACGGCACUGCCAAGCACGUGGUCACAGCAGGGCAGGACGUGCCUGAGGAGAAUGCUUGUGUCUCCAUAGUCGCACAGGCUGAGAGAGAAGACUUUCAGGAGUUCAGCCCUACCAACACACAUAGCCUCUACUCAAGAUCUCAGCUGCUCAAAAAGCACAGGCCUCUCAGCAAAGAAACUGCGCUCAUGAGUGACACAGAAGAUGAGGACUUUGACGGCGCCACUAAACUCCCGCACUACCACCUCCAGAGGAAACAGCGCAGGAAAACCAGGACAAGACAGAACCAGGAGCAAGGAGAAGAACCUCCAAUCAUCCGUGGUCUGUGGGUGCAGGAGAUUGAUUGGCUGAAAUCAGCUGACAGCGAGAUGACAUCGUCUGCUGAAAUCAUACCACCUCCUCCUCAGUUUACUGACUCAUUCUCACGCCCUCGCAGCCAUGGAGACCAACACUCCUGUGUGUAUGAAGGUCACAGCAGUGAAGAUGUGUGUGAAUGUGUCAGAAGAGUGGAGGAUGUGUCACUAUCAGAGGACCAGUACAGAUCAAUAGAUACAGAGGACACAUCCAGCACUGAUGACAGAGGAAGCUCAGACUCUGAUUGCGCCGAAUCUAUUUGCACUCAUGAAAGUGAUUCAGACUCAUCUUACUGCGGAGAGGACGACAUACAAGUACACAACAGCUGUAGAUGGAAUGACCUGAUGGGAGUGUCUGGUGUUAACUCCUCUUCCUCCCACGCUCAGCGGGACUCAGACUCCUCCAAUGGUUUCACAAGGAUUUCAGGGUGUGCCAAAAGCCUCUUGGGAAAUCCAGACUCCACCUACACCCCCCUGCACACUGUGAAUUCCUCUCCGUGUGUGUUUAGUGCUGCUGAUGUGAUCGAUAUUGACACAGUUUUGGACUGCCUCAGAGGCAGAGUGACACAGAUGCCAAAACUCUUUGUUUCACCCUUCUUUGAGGAUUUGAAAAAACAGACUCUGAAUCACUGGAAACAAAGUGUUCCUGUCAAUGAAGGACUCAUAUUUCAUGAUCAACUCCAGCCCAAUAGUUCCCAGUACAGGGAGGGAGAGGACUAUUACAUCCAAAACCACAUCCAGAAUGGAUCAUACGGUGAUGUAUUCUGUGUUCAGGACAGAAGGACUGGAUUCAAAUGUGCAGCCAAGAAGAUUCCACUGAAUCAUUUCAGCAGAGAGGAGGUGAGCACGUGGAGCACUCUGAACUCCCCUCGUGUUGUGGAGCUCUUCGGGGCUGUGAGGGAGGGGCUGAACGUUGUACUCUUCAUGGACUUGAAACCAGCUUGUUUGGCACAGCUCCUAAAAGAGAUGAACACCCUACCUGAGGAUUUGUCCCUGCACUAUCUUCAUCAGACCCUAGGGGCGCUGGAACACCUGCACCACAGAAAGAUCCUGCACCUGGAUGUCAAAGUUGACAAUGUGCUGCUGUCUGCAGACUGCAGAGACACAUUCCUCUGUGACUUUGGUCUCUCAGAGACAUUAGAUGACAAUGGAUGGAGCACCAAGGCCUUCAGGGCCGCCUUCCCUGGCACAGAGACCCACAUGGCUCCUGAGGUGGUGAGAGGGGACCAACUCUGUGCCAAGGCGGAUGUGUGGAGCAGCUGUUGUAUGCUACUGCACAUGCUCAACGGAUGCCACCCAUGGAUACGUUACUAUUCCCAUCCACUAUGUCUCCAGAUUGUCAACGAGCCUCCGCCUCUGUGGGAGGUGCCGUCCAAAUGUAACAAUUUCACAGCCAAAGUGUUCAGGGCCGGACUCCAGAAGAAUCCUGACAGGCGAGCAUCGGCAAAAGAGCUGAGGAAGAAAAUCACCAAGGCCCUCAGAGCAGUUGGAGGUCUGAGUCCAUGGUCCGUCAAAACAGCCUGUGAAAGGCUGUGUCACGGCAAGACUGAAGACAUCCCCUGCUCUUUGUCAUCUGGAAUCCCUUCCACCCCAAAUGAACCAUCACCUCCUGUUUCAGCUCCCUUGAUGUACUGGGUGAGCCCCUGGAGAACUACGGCGGUGGACGAGGACAGCAAUGAACUGGAGGACGGUGACUCAGACCAAGUCUCUGAAGUGGAGACACAUUUGCUGAGCAGGGAAUGGGAAUCCCAGCCAAAAUCACUGCGAGAUGAUUACAUUGCAAGUGAAAAAGACUGGGACACUUGGUCGGAUUCAGAAGUCGACAUCUAUAUGGGAGAGGAGGAAUAUAUUCGGGAGAAGUGGCUGAAAACUGACAGGGACUAUGAAGGGGAUUGGGAAGAGGAGGGAGAUGAAGAUGAGAAAGAGGAGGAGGAGGAGGAAGAGAAGGAGUGGGAUUCUUCUGUAUCAACAGAGUAUCUCCGUACUCUCCGAGGCCUUUUCCCUUUACUGCAAAAAGCCCAACAGACAAACAACAGUUCCGGGAGAUCAGAACCAGAGCUGGAAUACAUCAGAGACGGUGUAGCUCUUGGCACCACAAUCCAGCCCCCCUCCCCUGAGCCACGAGAUGACCCUCCGUCCUGUUUCAGCUGCUCGGAUACAUCGCCAAUAGAUGACUCAGACAAGGAAUCUGCUCAUUCAUCCGAUGACCUCAGCUCUGGAGUCUUUUCGUCUUGCAACAGUCAGGCAGACAGACACCUGGAGUGGUUGGUGUCAGCAAACCAGCCCUCCUCAUACUGCUUUGAAGGUGUUGACAUCUGGAUAGAGAACGUCCAAGGCGAGUGUCUGAGGAUUCGGGAACGCCGGCAGGUCAAAGUGGGACAUGUUGCGAUAGGAAUUAGUGAUCAGAUCUCAGGGAAAGCCUUCACUUUGGAGACCCUCGACAGAAAGAUGGUGCCCUUGGAACAAGAGAUCAAAGACUCCUACCUGUGGCUCCGCUGUGUUCCUGCUCCUGACCGAUGUCAGCGCUGGAGGUGGAGGGUCAGUGACGGCAAGCUGGAGCUACGAGAAUGAGACAUUUUUGUUAUGUUUUGUUGAAUGCACAAAAUUAGUUAUUGUUUGUUCUUAAUCUAUGUGGUAAAAAAAAAGCAUUAAUAUAUAUACAGAUAUUUUAUUG
Molecule: messenger RNA, 3187 nt
Organism: Scomber scombrus (Atlantic mackerel)
Lineage: Eukaryota; Metazoa; Chordata; Actinopteri; Scombriformes; Scombridae
Gene: map3k14b
Exons: 14
Coding region: 1-3084 (1027 amino acids)
Biological process (GO): positive regulation of canonical NF-kappaB signal transduction; protein phosphorylation
Molecular function (GO): ATP binding; protein kinase activity
Source: RefSeq, a predicted model, not a curated record